Nerophis lumbriciformis (worm pipefish) is the source of this 1791-nucleotide messenger RNA. Lineage: Eukaryota; Metazoa; Chordata; Actinopteri; Syngnathiformes; Syngnathidae. The record is from RefSeq and is a predicted model, not a curated record.
AUGAGGGCCUGCAUAGUAUUUAUUUGCCUACUGGCUGUGGCAUCCCCUUUCUCAGUAGAAAAUAAUCAUCAUGGAAAACACAGGACUCCCCACAAGGCCAAAGAAAAGGAAAUGGUGAAUGAGGAGGCAAACAAGGCACCGGUCUUACCCACUUUAGUGACUGCUGAAGCCAGCGACCAGACGCAGGAAGAAGGGGAGGCAAGCGCAGAAGACAAUAUUAACAUUGAGAAAAAGACUGUGGACGGUAAAAGUGAGGCGGUCCUGUUGAGCGAGAAGGAACUUGAGGACCUUCUCAAGAAAGAAGUAGCAGAAGAGGAAGAAUCAGAAAAACAAAAGACGAAUGAAGAAGCCGACGAUAGUGUAGAAGAAGAGGAGAUCAAACAUACAGAAAAGCCGGAGAAAUUGUUAAUGAAGCAAGAUGAGCGAGUCAAAAACGAGAGUGUGGAUGUUGGUGAAAUGCUGUUAAAAGAAACCAAAGAUUCAGAAGUGGAGAUGAAAACCAAGAAAAAUGAGGACGAAUCUGUUGAAGAAGAAAAUAUUGCUUUGUCGGAAGAAUCUGAAGGUAGCACUGAGUCAAAAAUGCUGUCAAAAUUUGACUAUGCUAGUGAUAGCGCAAUUGUGCCACCUCUACAGAUAAUUCCAAAGUCUGUUUCUACAUUAGAUAUCAAAGACGAUAAAUUUGAUAGCUUAGUCAUCGAUGGCGUUGGUAUGCAAAACUCAGAAGGAUCAGAACCCCAAAGAGCAUCAGGUCAGGGUCAAAUUCAAGAUAGCGAGGCCAAAGACUCAGAAAUGCAGCGGGUGGGCAAGGAUGAGAAUGGAGAUGGAAAGACAAGAAGACCAAAAAAGAACCAAAGAACACGGAAGCAUUCACCACAAAGGGAGGAAAAACAUGAUGAAAGGGAAGAGAGCCAAGAGGCGUCUCCGGAGAUGGAUGGAGGACACAAUAACAGCACAGUGCAGAAGGCCAAGCGGAGAAGAGCAGGACAAUGGGGCCCAUUAGUAGGCGUGAACCCAGUGCAGAUAAGGGCCAAAGUGGAUCUCUACCCGAUUGCCAGACCCUCUCCUCCCCAGGAAGCUCCCCCUGAUCCAUGUGACAACUUUCGCUGCAAACGUGGAAAAAUAUGCAAACUUGAUGAUGGUAACAAGCCAAAUUGUGUAUGCCAGGAGCCAUCAGAAUGUCCUCCUAGCCUGAACGAAUUUGAUCAUGUUUGCGGGACAGACAACAAGACGUACAACACAUCAUGUGAACUCUUUGCCACUAAAUGCAAACUGGAAGGAACCAAGUGGGGACACAAACUUCACCUGGACUACACAGGACCUUGCAAAUUGAUACCUCCAUGUGAGGACACUGAGCUGGUCCAGUUCCCACUGCGAAUGAGGGAUUGGCUGAAAAAUGUGCUGCUGCAGCUUUAUGAACACGACUCCUUGUCCCCCGGCUACCUCACUGCCAAGCAACGAUUCAGAGUAAAGAAAAUCUUUGAGAGCGAGAGACGUCUUCAUGCUGGCAAUCACUCUGCCGAGCUACUGGCUCAAGACUUUGAGAAGAACUACAACAUGUACAUUUACCCAGUGCACUGGCAGUUUGCUCAACUAGACCAGCACCCUUCUGACAGAAUCUUAUCCCACUCAGAGCUGGCCCCGCUCCGGGUCCCUUUGGUACCCAUGGAACACUGCACCUCUCGCUUCUUUCAGGAGUGUGAUGCCGACAAGGAUAAGCAGAUUUCUGUCAUCGAGUGGACUUCCUGUUUUGGCAUCAAAAAUAAUGACAUUGACGUCAACCUUCUCUUCUAA